AUGGCGAGAGGGUAUGCAGGCAGUAAGCUCUUCUUGAGGAGGCUAAGACAAUUCAUCAGGAAAGCGAACGGGCUGAUUCGAGAGUGUUCCGUGCUUGAGGAGCAUUGGGAGUGGCUUGUGGCUGUGAAAUACGACAGGGAAUUGGAAAUUGAGGAGAUCGUUGAGGAACUUCAUUUCAUGUGCGGGCUCAUUGGUGCCAGUCCCAUUCAGGCUUUCUUGCCACAAGUCUAUGCAGUAGCCCAGCUCGACAAAGCCGUACUAGAAAAACAGUUAGUUGCAGUUAAGGAGUUUCAUCAUCUAUCACCAGAACUGCGUGCACUAUCAAGUAUACAGGCUGCUCCUCACAUUGUUCAAACCAUUGGCUACUACAAGAAGGUUGACGAAAGCUGUACCCACUUGGUCAUGGAGGUAAUGAGGAUGGAUCUAAAAGAGUAUGCAAGCAAGAACAAAGGGCUCACGCAUUUGCAAUUGGUCGAGAUGCUGCUCCAGAUUACCAAGGGCCUCGAGUUCUUGCAUGGGACAAACAUUGUGCACAGAGACCUCAAGCCAAAAAAUGUUCUAAUCGAUUUCACUGACGAGGACGAAGAGUAG
This is a messenger RNA of Selaginella moellendorffii, 591 nucleotides long. RefSeq names its product negative regulator of the PHO system-like. Gene Ontology annotation, molecular function: protein kinase activity; ATP binding. The transcript has 2 exons. NCBI's taxonomy places the organism in Eukaryota, Viridiplantae, Streptophyta, Lycopodiopsida, Selaginellales, Selaginellaceae. Gene Ontology annotation, biological process: protein phosphorylation. Bases 1 to 591 code for a protein of 196 amino acids. The record is from RefSeq and is a predicted model, not a curated record.